AUGCAAUUGCACAUUCGAGGACAAUCAACACACGUCCUAGACGUAAAUGGAGAGGAUUCCAUUGGUCAGAUCAAGGAUCGCAUCCGCAAUCUUGCCGAUGUAGGGGCAGAGGAGUUGACACUUUCCGUAUGCGGAUCUCCACUUGAAGAUGAUGUGUUGGUCUCGGAGCUUUCUGCGACUGAUUUGGACCUUAACAUCCCACUUCUUGGUGGUAAAGUACACGGAUCCUUAGCUCGUGCUGGUAAGGUAAAGGGACAAACUCCAAAAGUAGAGAAGCAACAAAAGAAAAAGAAGAAGACCGGCCGUGCUAAGCGUAGGAUCCAAUACAACAGGAGGUUUGUCAACGUAGUACAGACAUUCGGCCGCAGACGGGGACCCAACUCUAACUCAUAA
Molecule: messenger RNA, 393 nt
Organism: Pieris macdunnoughi
Lineage: Eukaryota; Metazoa; Arthropoda; Insecta; Lepidoptera; Pieridae
Source: the annotation of a GenBank genome assembly